Candidozyma pseudohaemuli is the source of this 1197-nucleotide messenger RNA. RefSeq lists its product as uncharacterized. The record is from RefSeq and is a predicted model, not a curated record. The coding region runs from base 1 to 1197 and encodes 398 amino acids. The transcript has a single exon. NCBI's taxonomy places the organism in Eukaryota, Fungi, Ascomycota, Pichiomycetes, Serinales, Metschnikowiaceae.
AUGUUUACCGUCUCCAGAUCCCCACUUUACGACUUCAACACCUUGUUCCAUACUUUGGACUCGGUCAAUCAGUACCAGCAGCAGCAGCUUUUGCAGCAGCAGUAUGAGGCUCUGAGACCCAAGAUAGUCAAGAAGGUGGAAACCGAAGACAAGUACCAGAUCCAGAUUUUCAAGAAGCAGGGCAACUUCAACCUGUACGAGGUGAAGGUUUUGAGAAACGCCGCCUACAGCAGCAGCUUGAUCAACCUUGUCAUUGAAUCCAGAAGAGACGACUUCCGCAGAGUGUUCCAGUUCAACUUGAACGACAUUGAAGUUGGCGAUAUCGACUGGGAGUACUUCCAGGACGACAAUGUCUUGGUGUUAAACGUGCCCAAGAAGGUGAAGUACUGUGCUGACGACUAUGUGAACACUUUACUUGCCAGUAUGCUUGGAGCUCAGGCUUGUGCACCAUGUCAUGAAAGAAAGCAUAAGCACAGAAGCCACAGAAAGCUGAAGAGUGAAAGAGCCGAGGCUGCCGCUAGAGCUGAGGCCGAAAAGGCCGAAAAGGCAAGAAUUGAGGCUGCUCAGGCCGAAGCUGCCAGAAUGGAGGCUGCUAGAAUUGAGGCUGCUAGGAUUGAAGCCGCUAGAAUUGAAGCUGCGAAGGCGGAGGCCGCCAGAAAGGCCGAGGCUCAAAGAAAGGCCAGAGCCGAAGAGGCUAGACGUCUUGAGAAGGCCAGAAAGGAGGAGGAAAAGGCUCAGAAGGUUGCUCAGGAGAAAGCCAGAAGAUUAGCUGAGGUCCGUGCAAGAAAGGAACAGGCCAAGAAGGAAAAGGCGAGAUCUGCUGAGGAGGAGGCCAGAAAGGAGCAGUUGCAGAAGCAGCAGGAGUUCCUCCAGUCUCUCUUUGGUGGUUUCUUCCCUGGUGCUGUUUUCCCUGAACCUCAAGCUGCCACCCAGGUUCCAGUCCAGAAGACCCCUCAAAAGCAGGCCAAGCAGACUGUUUACGAAUCUGAGGUGCCAAGUGAGCCACUCACCGAUAGCGAGCCGGAAUCCGAAACAGAGUCGAUUCACUCGGACGUUUCUACUGAUUCAAGGUCCUCGUUGAAGAGAAGUGGAGAGGAUCUUUCGAGUGGAGUCGAUAAGCUUCAUAGACACCCAUCCUUGGAAGAGGUCGAGGAUGAAGAGUUCGUCAUGUUCAGGAAGAAGUUUGGCGAGCAGUAA